AAGUCAUUCAAUUCGGUAUAUUGUACAGUUUAUAAUAAAUCAAGGAAUUAUGAAGUUAUUAAUUGUUUCAGUCACAAUUUUAAUUGCAUUAAAUUAUGCCUAUGCAGGCGAAAAGAAAGGUGGCAUGAUGAAAGCUAUAGCUGGAAAGUGCAAAAAACAGGAAAAUGCUUCGGACGAUGAUGUCGAUAAGAUGUCAAAGGGCGAACCUAUACAAACAAAGGAAGGAAAAUGUAUGGCUGCAUGCUUGGGAGAACAGUUUGGAAUGCUCAAAGACAACAAGCUAGCAACCGACGGUGCAAUUAAGAAAAUUUCAAAAAUGAUGGGAAAGGACGAAGACAAGAAACAGAAAUUAGAAGAAUCUCUUAGUGCUUGUGCUGAAACAACAGACGCCGACAGAUGUGAAGCUGCUGACAAAAUCUUUCAGUGCUUAAAGACCGAGACUAGCAAACGUGGCUUAGAUUUCCUUAAUUAA
This is a messenger RNA of Chironomus riparius, 472 nucleotides long. NCBI's taxonomy places the organism in Eukaryota, Metazoa, Arthropoda, Insecta, Diptera, Chironomidae. The record is from the annotation of a GenBank genome assembly.